Molecule: messenger RNA, 987 nt
Organism: Polypterus senegalus (gray bichir)
Lineage: Eukaryota; Metazoa; Chordata; Cladistia; Polypteriformes; Polypteridae
Gene: ciao2b
Product: cytosolic iron-sulfur assembly component 2B
Exons: 5
Coding region: 67-543 (158 amino acids)
Biological process (GO): iron-sulfur cluster assembly
Cellular component (GO): cytosolic [4Fe-4S] assembly targeting complex
Source: RefSeq, a predicted model, not a curated record
GUCGUGUUUCCGGCUGGCUUUUGCCUGUUUAUUUGACAGGGUGGUCGGUAUCAUCUGGGCACACAGAUGGCUGAAGGUACGCGGCUAGAGAACGCGAACCCGCUGAUUUAUCAGCGAUCUGGUGAGCGGCAGCUUACUGCAGAGGACGAAGAUGAGGACUUUGUCGACCCUAUUGAUGACAGAGAGAUUUUUGAUUUAAUAAGAUCAAUUAAUGAUCCAGAGCAUCCUCUGUCAUUAGAAGAGUUAAAUGUUGUGGAGCAAAUGAGAGUGCAUGUAAAUGAUAAUGAAAGCACAGUAUCAGUUGAGUUUACCCCUACAAUUCCUCACUGCAGCAUGGCUACGUUGAUUGGUCUGUCAAUUAAAGUUAAACUUCUUCGAUCUUUACCAGACCGCUUCAAGAUUGAUGUACAUAUUUCACCUGGGACUCAUGCCUCUGAACAAGCAGUAAACAAGCAACUGGCAGACAAAGAAAGAGUGGCAGCAGCAUUAGAGAACACUCAUCUCCUGGAGGUUGUGAACCAGUGUUUGUCUGCAAGAGUUUAAUCUUGUUAUUCCAUUAAAUGUCAGCACAGCCUUGCUGUGUUUUUAUUUACUGUAAAUGUAGUGUCUUACAUUUCUUUUGUAAGAGAUGAAGGUUUGCUUUCUAGGAAGCUAUUUUAUUGCCCUUAUCAUUGAUUAAGAAUGGAGCACUGUACUUUUGUUUAGAUAUUUGAGAGGUUCCUAGAUUUAAUGAACUAAUCUGUGUUAACUGGAAAUUGUUCCUUUUAAAUAAAAAAAAAAUGUUUCUUACUAAAGUUUUUUUUUUUUUUUAUGUUUUGCAUUUCUAAAAAGACCAAGUAAAGUUUAAUUUAAUAUCUUAUCUGGAUUCAGACCCUAUUUCUUCUGUUUGAUAACCAGGUAUUCAUUCUGCUUCCUCUUCCAAAGUUUUGAAUUUCUCUAGGUAUGUUUAGUGCUUAUGUAUCAAUAAUAAUAAAAUCAUAAUCAGCU